AUGGCCCAUUAUGCCAAAGUUGCAGCAGAAGGACAUGUAAUGGAUCUAGAAUAUGAUCGUGUUUCUAUUUCAUCUAUCAAUAGUUUCUCCAAGGGCACUAUGCACGGAAUUGAAGAAUUUGACAGUAAGCCUGUAGAGAAACAAAUCCUUAUUCUAGGAGAGACUGGAGUCGGUAAAUCCUACCUCAUCAAUGCUCUGUUUGGUGACACCAUUAAUGUCAAGGCUCAAGUGUCCCGAGAUGUGAAAUCCCAAAGUCAUGAGCCAAUUGUGAAGCAUACAGCUCAGGUGAUGUGCAAAGUGGAGGAGAGUUUCACCUGCACUAAGUUCACUAUCUAUGAUACAAGGGGCUUUGCUGACCCUACACACAAGGACAAAGCACUCUUUAAGAAUUAUACCAAAAUGAUAGAUAUUGACAAGUUAGAUGCUGUCUACAUUUGCCAUCGAAUCAGUGGAAGGUUCAAUGACUCCUCUGUUCGUUUUGCUGAGCUUCUUGCCAAACACUUUUUUAAAGAAAAUGAAGUGAUUUGGAGUAAAUGCAUACUUGUAUUGACACAAGCUAACCUUUUUGAAAUUGAGGAGGAGGACGAUGACGAUGAUGACAACGAUGAUGAUUAUAAGAUGCGUGCUGCUUUAAGGAUGCUGGAGUCAAUGAAGCAAUGGAGCUUAGCAUUUGAUGAGGCUCUUGCUCAAUUGGUUCCUAAAAAGAUUUACUUGCAAAUACCAGUUUGUGUUGCAGGAUCUAAGCGUAAAGUCAAAUUACCUGUGAGAGAUGACUGGACUGAGGAAUUGCUUCAUGCCACUUUACAGAAAUGCUACAACAAAACCAGAGAAAUCAAAGCAAUCGAUCGUAGCAAGAGAGAUUUUGUUGGGCGUAGCAUUAUUGCUGGUGGUGCAAUUGGUGCUGGAGUAGCUGCAACACUUCUUCCUCUUGUGGGCUUACCUUUGGGACUGACCAUUGGGGCACUUAUAGGAUGGAAGUAUGGGGAAAAGAGUGCAGAAGAAGAAGCACAAAAGAAGCUUAAAAAGUUAAUUAAAAAUUGA
This is a messenger RNA of Amphimedon queenslandica, 1041 nucleotides long. Its product is annotated as translocase of chloroplast 33, chloroplastic-like. Bases 1 to 1041 code for a protein of 346 amino acids. The record is from RefSeq and is a predicted model, not a curated record. Gene Ontology annotation, molecular function: GTP binding. NCBI's taxonomy places the organism in Eukaryota, Metazoa, Porifera, Demospongiae, Haplosclerida, Niphatidae. The transcript has a single exon.